CAGGUCACAAACCCGUGUCCCCUGCUUUGGCAGGCAGACUCUCAACCACUGCGCCACCAGGGAAGCCCUGAAAUGUGUUUUUUGAGAGAAGUUUUCAUUUGAUCGUGUACAUACUUGGCAGUUCCAGACUUUUUCCUGGACUCCCUCCUGGCUAGCUGUGGCACACUAGCCCCCUUCAGGCUGUGUUCAUGCAGCCAACUCCAGUCCUCUCCCUGGGAUCCGACCUCUGAAGCCCAAGCCUCAGCUCCCAGCCCCCACCCAUCCUGGCAGACCUGGCACCCAGUGCCUUGUUGAAUUAGACUGAAGUGCACAGUGGUGUGCUUGAUGUAAUGUGGCCAACAACCCCUUCCAGUAGGUGAUGCUAACCACGAAGGGAGAUGAAUUUGCCCUGUCAGGCCUCUUCUUGGUGUGUUCUGUAUGGACUGCCUCCCUCCUAGAGUAAAUACAUCAACUUAAGAGAGGAACAAAGAAGACUGCAGAUGAAAAAAGAGACAGUAAUAUACAUGCUGUGAGCAUUUGCGGGUAGCAUCACAUAGAUGAUUUCAUCCAUGAGCUCGGAUUUCCCACAUUACAACUUCAGGAUGCCUAAUAUUGGAUUCCAGAAUCUGCCACUCAACAUAUAUAUUGUGGUUUUUGGCACUGCUAUAUUUGUCUUCAUCCUUAGUUUACUCUUCUGUUGCUACUUGAUUAGGCUAAGACAUCAAGCACACAAAGAAUUUUAUGCCUACAAACAGGUUAUAUUGAAAGAAAAAGUAAAAGAACUGAAUUUACAUGAGCUCUGUGCAGUGUGCCUAGAAGACUUCAAGCCUCGAGAUGAGUUGGGGAUUUGUCCAUGUAAGCAUGCCUUCCACAGAAAGUGCCUUAUUAAGUGGCUGGAGGUUCGCAAAGUAUGUCCACUGUGCAACAUGCCGGUUCUGCAGCUGGCCCAGUUGCAUAGUAAGCAGGACCGUGGACCCCCACAGGGGCCCCUCCCUGGGGCAGAGAACAUUGUAUAGCUCAUCACAAGGAUCAAACUGUUGCAGGAGCCAAUGUCUGCGUGGAGCCAGGAGGAGCACAAGCAGUCUCUGUGUUGGCUGCUCUACCUGGGGCACCAGCUGCCACUUCCUUUGUCUAAUGAAGAACUCUUGGGCCAACUAGGCUGGGAACCGAGACUUCUGGGUCUUGUGACAACCAAAGUACUCUGACACUACCCCAUGCCAAGAGAAGAGUAGUAGAUGAGCCUGCAGGUUUGGUUCAAGAAACCUCAUGAGGGUCUCUUGCUAACUCCAUUGCACUCUGUCUCCCAGACACUUAUCUCCAUGUCAAGGUGAAUCUUUAUCAAGCAGAAGGGAUGAUAAACACAAGUGUUAGAGAAGGGAACUGAGGGCAGGUCUUUAAAGCCACCCCCACCCUGACCCUGUGGACACAUGAGCUUCUAUGCAGACCGUGCAUGCCUUUGCAGCAGCAAACCCUCCUGGCAGCCCAAGCCAAGUAAAAACAGUGGUUACCUCAGCCCGAGCACAACCGGCUGCAGUGCCGGAGGCAGUGCCAACAAGCCUUUUCACGUUAUGUCCCUUUGAUAAGGCCAUCUUGGAACCCAAGGGCUUUGGUUACAAAAAAGCAGCAGUACCCGUCACCACUGGUCCUGCCUCAAGUUCACAACACUUGCUUAUCAAAUCAUCUAAGCUAAAAACAUUAGAUGUGCUUGGAAAGGUCUGGUCAAAAGCCAUUUCCUCUUAUUUCCCCUCCUACUCACCAGUGAGGCACAGCCAAGCUGCCCUCAGGAGCCCCAGCAGGGGGUGGGCCUCUGAGCCCAUGCUGUCCCUGCAUGACCUGGGGGCCUCAGGGUGCUGCCCACAUUCCCAUAUAUGCAGUGUGGUUCCAGCAUACCUGCUGGUCUUGGCCCACUGCCUCAGUAGGAAGCUGCUGUAAGCCCCUCACAUGGCUCCAAAGAGGAGCAUCUUACUGACAACAGCCAGUCCUCUUGGCCCUGCUGAGAGGAGGAUGCUAACCCCCUUGCUUCUCCCCAUCCUUCUCUGUUCUCUUCCCUCUCUUGCCCUAUCUCUCUUUCUAAUCAAAAGAAAAUGCCCAUCGUUGACUUAACAAUUUAAAGUAUCCCAAAUAAGAUCCCUAUGUAAUUCUGAAGCCAGGGAAAUGCCAGAAAUUGUGAGUAGUUUCAGGAAGCUCCUGCAAGGCUAUUCACCAUUGGUAUGUGCUUCAGUAUUUGGACUUGGAUAACUAAUUGAAAGUGUCUUUAUAGGGGAGAAAUGCAUGCUGCUCUUUGGCUCUUUCUGUCCAACUUUUCUAGAAAUGACUCAGAGUCCAGCAGGAUGCAUGACUCUUUUAUGUUAGCUAUGUGAAACAGCAUUGGGUCGGAUAGAAAGUUCUCUUCCACAGCCCUGCUCGCCACCUCCCUCCAUCAUAGGGGUGGGACUCCUCAUCAACAGCUUUGCCUCUCUGCUCCAUCCCACAAGUAUGAGUGGGAGCAGUUUCUGGAGGCACUUCCUCAUUGGAAAUACAGCCUGCAUGAUACAGAGAGAGUGGAAGAAACUUCGCUACUCUGUUCAUGGCAUGUCUCCGGGAAUUUUCUUUCCCAGCCUCUACCCUCUUAGAACGGGCGAGGGAACCUGUCCUUGGCUCACGUGGCUGGGAUCAGAUGAGGAGGAAAAUUCCCGUUAGCCUAGAAAAGUGUCGGCAGAAUCCAGUUUGGGAAAUUACAAAUCCAGUUGGUCGGAAUUGGCUGUACCCUAUGUGUGACCUAUUCGUGAUAUGCUAACUGGACGGCUUCUUUAAACAGGGCAAGAGAAGUGUGGAAUAUUUAUAUGAAAGCCUUAGUCCGUCUGGCACCCAUGAAAAUAACUAUUUGUACACUCCUACUUUCACCCUCUGUUCCUGCAUUCUCUAUUUUGUAGCACAAUAGAGUUGAACGCUGCAAAGCACCCAGUUUAUAGUGAAAUGUUUUCAAUGACCAAUAUCAGAAGCAGGCUUACUUUGGACUAGCCUCAUUCAUAGCCAGCACUCACCAUUUUCACAUAAUGGCUUUGGGACAAAUGUCACCUCUUAGUUAUGGGGUUCCAAUAGGAAAUAGAACUUUUCCCUUCAAAGGAGGAAUUCUUGUGUUCUAUACUGCAAAUUAUUUCAUCUCACAGCUUUUGCAAGAUUAUAGCCUUUCAGUGCGUCAGUACCAAGGAGGCAGCCUCACGAAGUCCCUCUAUUUGUAGGGAGGCAAAUUAAUUCAUUUCACAGUGUCACAGCUAAAGGCCAGUUGGACCAGACAUCCAAAGCCUAUCCAUUAGAGGAAAGCUUGAGAGUGCUGUGCACUCCCCACUAGGCACCAUCAUGGGUCUGCUUUACACCAUGACCUCAACACUUGUGAAUGUGCAGGGCUUUUAAAAACCCAGCUCUUCUACUAAGGUGGGGCUUGACACUGGAGUGGUUAAGAGUGUUCGCUAUGCUUGUAGUCAUCUUCCCUUUCUUG
Molecule: messenger RNA, 3457 nt
Organism: Kogia breviceps (pygmy sperm whale)
Lineage: Eukaryota; Metazoa; Chordata; Mammalia; Artiodactyla; Physeteridae
Source: RefSeq, a predicted model, not a curated record